Podospora anserina S mat+ is the source of this 3483-nucleotide messenger RNA. RefSeq lists its product as uncharacterized. Gene Ontology annotation, cellular component: SLIK (SAGA-like) complex; SAGA complex. Gene Ontology annotation, biological process: regulation of transcription by RNA polymerase II. Gene Ontology annotation, molecular function: protein heterodimerization activity; structural molecule activity. The record is from RefSeq and is a predicted model, not a curated record. The transcript is spliced from 2 exons. NCBI's taxonomy places the organism in Eukaryota, Fungi, Ascomycota, Sordariomycetes, Sordariales, Podosporaceae. Bases 1 to 3483 code for a protein of 1160 amino acids.
AUGUCCAUCACAAAUGGCCAGAAUGCCUGGCCGCCGCCAUCGGCAAGCCAGGUCAACGGCGACCGAGGCCACGGUUAUCACGGUGGUGCUGCCGACGACGGCCUGCCGCGGACCAAUACCCCCAGCGGCGGCCACCACCCGCCCUCACUGAUGCCUGAGGCGUCCGACCUCGACGACCAGCAUCGCCGCGCCCUCUUCGCCCAAAAGUUUCAAGUCGCUAACCGCCGUCUGGAGAUGCUGUUUGGUGACGACGGGGGCUACGACCAGGCUGCUCUCGCGUCCUUCACGCGUCCCCCGACCCCACCCGCACCUUUGAUCCCCGCCGCGACCGACCACGCGCCGAUCCAAGAACCACCCCGCAAGCGGGCCAAGCGCGUCAUCGACGAGGACGACUACGGCGACGACGACGACGACGACGAUGACGACGACGACGAUGACGAGGAAUCCCAAGACGGCGCCAAUCGCAUUGCUUCUAAACACUCUAGCGCCGCUGCUGCCAAGACUUUGCUAUCCCCAUCGAAAUCGGGGAGCUCCCCAGUGCAUUCGGUGCCAUCCCCUGGGAAACAGAGCAGAGAGGAUGGAUCGCAACAAAAAGUCAAGUCGUCAGAGGAUGCGCGCAAGGAGUUGGAGGAUGCGCGCACCGCGACGGAGGAGGCUGCCAAGCGCAGCUUUCACACACUAUUCUACACCCUAGAAAACGACCGGACCGCCAUGCUCGAGCACCAGCAGCUGGAAGAAUCAGAAAAACAAUUGCAGGCCGAGAUGGACAAGACGGGUCACAACAGCACAAGUCAGCCGGGGAGCCAGGGCGGCCACGGCUCGCUCAGCAAUGCCAACCUGGGCGCCUCGAGCCUGACGUUGAAGCACCUCAUCGCCAGGAUAGACCUCAAAAGAGACCAGGUUCGGGCCUCGGAUGCCGAGCUGCGCUCGCUCAUGAACGAAGUCCGCAAGAACCGGAGCAAAUGGGCGAGUGAGGAAAAUGUAGGACAGGAGGAGCUCUACGAGGCACUGGAUAAGGUGCUCAGCGAGCUCAAGGCGCACACCGAGUUUUCGACGCCGUUUCUGAACCGCGUCAACAAGAGGGAUGCGCCAGAUUACUACAACAUAAUCAGACAACCGAUGGACAUGGGGACCAUGACGAAGAAGCUCAAACAGCUUCAGUACAAGUCCAAGACCGAGUUCGUCACGGACCUGAACCUGAUCUGGGACAACUGCCUCCGGUACAACCAGGACAUGGCCCACCCUUUCCGGCGCCUUGCCAACUCGAUGCGCAAGGAGGCCGAGAAGCUAAUACCCCUGAUUCCGGAUGUUGUCAUCAGGCCAAGGGCGGAGGUGGAAGCUGAGGAAAGAAGGAAACAAAACGGGGGAGAUGACGAGGACAGCGACGACGAGCCGAUCAUGUCCUCGCGGGGUCGCAAAGCAACAAAGGGGGCGAGCAAGUCCCGGAAGGCGCAGUCGGACCAAAAAGAAGAUACCCCAAACGUGGAGACGAAGCCGGUGCUGCAGUUGAAUGGACUUUUGGCGAGACAUAGGGAGGGGUCCGAGAUUGACGGCAGCAACGGCUUUGGGACGCCGCCGGUGGCUGGAUCCAUCACGCCCAGCGGCUUGAACGGGCAUCACUCCGGUGUCAGUAAUGCUGAUGCGAUGGAUAUUGACGGGCCGUCGCUGAACGGGAUUCAUCUGAAUCAAGCGCUGGGCGAGGCGGCGGAGCAGGCGUUUGAGGAUGAUGAUUACAAGAUGUGGAAGCAGGUCACGAAGAAGGACCGGGCGUUGAUAGCGAAGGAGCGAUAUCGGUUGUUUGCGGAUGGGCAUUUGAAUGUGGACGAGCCGGCGUUGUUGAGGACCAAGGCUGGGAUGAGGCGGUUUCUAAAGUCGCAGAGGGAGGCGGAGGCGCAUGGGCUUUUGCCGGGGUCGAAUCAGGCUGAUGCUUCGGCGGCUGGGUCGAAGGAUGGGAUCAAGGCGUCGGAGACGUUGGCGGAGGGGAUGGAAGAUGAUGUGGUGAAGAACAUACCUGCGUACUAUGAGCCUCAGACGAUCAUCCCGGACAUUGAUCCGAAGCUCCAGUGGGUGGAGGAUGGUGAAGGGCAGGUUAUCAACCAGUUUGAGGACAUGCUGCAGCUGGUUCCUCAGGGGCACUUCAUCUCGCCCAUGAGCAAGCUGACGAACAAGUUUGAUGCGAACAUUCGGCAAAUGCAGGAGACGAGGAAGCUGUGUUCCAAGAUCAGCGUCAUCAAGCAGAUGCAGAUCCAGACACAGAUGUACCAAAACCAAUUCCAAAAGUACAAUCCCGAACCCUUCAUCGAGCAGGAUAUCGAGCCCCACUUCCUCGCCGGCGAGGGCCCGGUCAUGGCGGGAGAAGUCUGCCGCGCAGCCAUGCAGCGCUCCGUAGCCAAGAUCUUCUACCACGCCGGCUUCGAAGAGCUCCAACCUUCUGCCCUCGACACCAUCACCGACAUUGCUGGAGACUACUUCCAAAAGCUCGUCCGAACCUUCAACGUCUAUCGCGAAGCGGAACUCAAGCCCGCCACAGGUGUCUUUGCGGAAAGGGGCGCAAAGUUUCAACGCCGGUACACCCCUGAAGAAGUCAUCCUCCACACCCUCGACGAAAACGGCUACGACAUUGAGCAGCUUGAAGCCUACGCCCGCGACGACGUCGGCAAGCUAGGCAGCAAAUUGUCAACCCUCCACGAAAGGAUGAAAGCCCACCUCGCCGACCUCCUCCGGCCGGCCCUCAACGACGCGGGAGCCGACGGCUCGGGGGCCUUCAACGACGGCUCGGAGCAGUUUGUGGGAGGGGACUUUGCCGAGGACCUCGGGGAGGACUUUUUCGGGUUCAAGUCUCUCGGUCUGGACAAGGAGCUCGGGCUGGACAUGCUGUCUGUCCCGCUGCACCUGCUCCAAUCCCGGGUGAGGAACCAGUUUCAGCUGCAGACCCAGACGGCGGGGGCGGGGGUGGGGACGGUGGACAUGUUUGAGCCGCUGCCGCCGUCGGAGCCGGUUACUAGGGACUCGAUCCAGGAGCAGAUCGGGCUGGUCAAGAACUUCUUCUUGGCGAAGCUGCAUGCUAACGGGGACGCGCCGCUUGUGGAGGACGAGGACUUGCCUGUGAAGCAGCGGAGGCCGAGGCCGAGGUUGGGGGCGACGGGCAAGAUUGUUAGUCCGCAGAAGCGGCCGCCGAAGGAGCAGAUUGCGCUGGCGAAGAAGAAGAAGAAGAUGGAGAGUAGCGGGUUGGGGAUGGUUACUGCGGGGCAGAAUGCGGGGAGUUUGGUUGGUGGGUUGGGAGGGGGGAGUCCGAAUAAGAGUAGGAAGGUUGUGGUUGGUGGUGGUGGUGGUGGUGGUGUUGGGAGCAUAACGCUGCCGACGGUGGCGGCUGGGGGCGGGGAGAGCGGGACUGAGAAGGAGGAUGGUGGUGGGACGCAACAAGUGGGGGGGAGUGGUGGUGGGAUGGGGAUGAUGAGUCCGGAUAGUAUGGAUGUUAGGUGA